CGCCCGCUGCCGGCUCUGCUCGCCCGCUCGCUCGCAUUCGGUGGCGCCGCGGGGCAGGCAUGGGAGCCGCGCGCGCCUUCCCGGAUCCCACACCUGUCUGAGCGGCGCAGCGAACCGCGGCCCGGGCGGUCUGCUCGGCGCGGAAUGGUGCUCAGCAUGACGGGGAUUCCAGGACUCCUCAUCCUUCUCUUCUUCCUGCUCUGUGCUGUUGGACAGGUGAGCCCUUACAGUGCCUCCUGGAAACCCACGUGGCCUGCUUACCGCCUGCCUGUCGUCUUGCCCCAGUCUACCCUCAACCUAGCCAAGCCAGACUUUGCAGCUGAAGCAAAAUUGGAAGUGUCCUCUUCAUGUGGUCCCCAGUGUCAUAAGGGCAGUCCUCUGCCCACAUACGAAGAGGUCAAGCAGUACCUGUCGUAUGAAACGCUGUACGCCAAUGGCAGCCGCACAGAGACGCAGGUGGGCAUUUAUGUUCUCAGCAAUGGUGGAGGUAGGGCCCAACGCGGAGACUCAGAGUCUUCGGGGAGGUCUCGGAGGAAGCGGCAGAUUUAUGGCUACGACAGCAGGUUCAGCAUUUUUGGGAAGGACUUCCUGCUCAACUACCCUUUCUCAACAUCAGUGAAGUUAUCUACAGGCUGCACCGGCACCCUGGUGGCAGAAAAGCAUGUCCUCACAGCUGCACACUGCAUACAUGAUGGAAAAACCUAUGUGAAAGGGACACAGAAACUUCGAGUGGGCUUCCUCAAGCCCAAGUUUAAAGAUGGCAGCCGAGGGGCCAACAACUCGAGCUCAGCCAUACCCGAAAAGAUGAAAUUUCAAUGGAUCCGUGUGAAACGCACCCACGUACCCAAGGGCUGGAUCAAAGGCAACGCCAAUGACAUUGGCAUGGAUUAUGACUACGCCCUCUUGGAACUCAAGAAACCCCACAAGAGAAAGUUCAUGAAGAUUGGGGUGAGCCCUCCCGCCAAACAGCUGCCAGGGGGCAGAAUCCACUUCUCCGGUUAUGAUAAUGACCGGCCAGGCAACUUAGUGUACCGCUUCUGUGAUGUCAAAGACGAGACCUAUGACCUGCUGUACCAGCAGUGUGAUGCCCAGCCCGGGGCCAGCGGCUCAGGGGUCUACGUGAGGAUGUGGAAGAGACAGCAGCAGAAGUGGGAGCGAAAAAUUAUUGGCAUCUUCUCAGGGCACCAGUGGGUGGACAUGAAUGGUUCUCCACAAGAUUUCAAUGUGGCCGUUAGAAUCACUCCUCUCAAAUACGCCCAGAUUUGCUAUUGGAUUAAAGGAAAUUACCUGGAUUGUAGAGAGGGGUGACACAGUGUUCCCUCCCGGCAGCACUUAGUGGUCUUUGUGUACUUAUUGUAGAAGAGGCCACAUUUGUCAUUGUGUGUGUGUGUGUGUGUGUGUGUGAAAGAGAGAGAGAGAGAGAUUAACGUGUCAAAUAGUAUAUUUUACCUAAUUUCUUAAAAUUGCAAGAUGACUGGCUUCAUUUUUGUAACUGGUUUGUGCAUCAUGUCCUAUCAUUUAAGCAGUUUGAAAACAUUCUUUUGCAUAGAAAUAAGAAAAAUACUGAUGUUUGAAGCAAUGGGGAAUACUUGCUAAUUAAGUUAAUCUUUUAUUUUCUGGAGAACUCUGAUUUUUAUUUCACCUGAACUUGUUUCAGAGGUUUAUAUUAAAUAUGUGGAAUACAGGGGAUAUGAGUUGUUCUCUGUGUAUAUUUUCGUCUGAGAGUCCUCUUUUGUGUGUUUUCCAUGCCUGAUCAUUAAUGCUUCCAGAUGGUACUGUGCUCCCCCACAUAUAACUCGUAGGAAUUUUUAUAACAUUUUUUAGAUAGGAAGUUAUAAUAUUUUGGAUUUGGGGCAUUUACACAGCAGUCCUUGAACAGCAAAAUAAUUUGAAUUGAAACACAUUUUAGCCAUAUCUUACUGUAAACCAGCACUCCCCAGCUGCUUCUGGGUUUGAAAACGGUUUCUCUUCCAAAGACGGAGCUCCUGCAUUCUGGGAAGCAUACGGCUCUGCCAACUUUGCAGUCACACCAGAGUAAUCAAGAUCAUUUCUCCCAGUUCUUUCCAUUUAACAGGAUUUCACUUACAUUUCUAGAACUAGAUGUUUUUCAGAAGACAGUAAUCAGGGCCUAAUUAGACCAGGCUGUAUGGCUUCCCAGCUAACAGUUGUGGUCACAUUAAAAACAAUCAUAGCAUUUCACCCGGGGAGUGUAGCACAUCUCAUGUUUUAUCAUUUGGUUGGAGUAAUUUAAAAUGAAUUAAAUUCCAGAGAACAAUGGAUGCAUUGCUUGGCAGAUGGCACAACAGAAUAACCACUUGUUUGGAGCUUGGCACUGGCAACAAACCUCAUCAAAAAUUAUUCUGCAUGGUUUUCAGCGUGCUCUCAGGGAACUGUGUACUUGUUCAGAUUGGAAACCUAUCUCUUUUACUAUACUUAUAGUAAAAAUACUUGCAAGUUGCUUUAAGAAAAACUAAGGCUUUUUUAAAAGAGGGUUCCUUUUGCUGGAGUGUUCUGGGCUACAGGUACCUAGAAUCAUAAAUAAUGGUAAAAAUGAAAAUUGGGAAAAUGCAAAGUAGAUCAGAAUUUUGCACUCCAAUAAGUGCCUUCAGAAAUGUUGUAUCAGUAUGGUAAUCCUAGCAUAUAAAGGAAAUACUUUGACAUAUUCUAUGUUUUCAUUUUAUAGCUCUCAGUCUAAGUACUGUUUCUAAAUGUGUCAGUGGAGAAAACAAAAUAUGCAAAUGAAAUACAAAGUAGAUAUGUUGCUUGCAUCCUGGGUGAUUUCAACCUAUGUUGUGACUGUUGGUGAAGUUAUUCAAUUAUAGCAGUACCAAUUAAACAUUCUAUGGGUGA
Oryctolagus cuniculus (rabbit) is the source of this 2850-nucleotide messenger RNA. It is a transcript of the gene PRSS23, whose product is annotated as serine protease 23. Gene Ontology annotation, molecular function: serine-type endopeptidase activity. The record is from RefSeq and is a predicted model, not a curated record. Lineage: Eukaryota; Metazoa; Chordata; Mammalia; Lagomorpha; Leporidae. Gene Ontology annotation, biological process: proteolysis.